Saccostrea echinata is the source of this 830-nucleotide messenger RNA. Its product is annotated as plasminogen-like. The coding region runs from base 1 to 480 and encodes 159 amino acids. The record is from RefSeq and is a predicted model, not a curated record. NCBI's taxonomy places the organism in Eukaryota, Metazoa, Mollusca, Bivalvia, Ostreida, Ostreidae. The transcript is spliced from 2 exons.
AUGUCAGAUUGUAUCCGGUCAAAGGCAGGAUGGAAUUACAACGGGAAAGUUCACCAAACAAAGAGUGGACGCCUAUGUCAGAGAUGGGACAAACAGAGUCCUCAUACCCAUUCCUAUCACAAUCUCUCGGACCAACACAACUUCUGUAGAAAUAGACAUUUAGAUGGCGAGGAGAAGGAAGGUCCUUGGUGUUUUACAAUGGAUUCUGACAAGAGAUGGGAAUCGUGUGGUCUCCCUCCAUGCUAUGAUUUUUCCCAGAACUGCAAGACAACACAAAACGGAGCGGAUUAUUAUGGGUCAACCUAUAUGACCAAAUCUGGAGAUCUGUGCAGGUAUUGGUCGGAUACAUCUUAUCGAAAUCACGCUUACACAUUUCUUGGGGAUCAUUUUAACUUUUGCCGGAACCCGUUUGGAGAAGAGGAAGCUCCAUGGUGUUAUUCAGGGACAAGCUGGGACUACUGCAAUAUUUCCAUGUGUUAAUAGACACCAUUUUAAGAACUGACAAAUUGUGAAUUUAUGGAAUGCUGGAGGGUAAAGAUCAUGAGCACAAAUAUUGAAAAAGAGCCACUAUGUACCAGUACAUUCUACAUUAUUACCAAAAAGGAGAAAAUGUCAUUAAUUAAAGAAAUUCAAGCAUACAUGAUCUUCAAAAUACUUCAUAUAUGUUAUUCUUUCUUCUAAAAAAAUAUACUAGUAAUAAGAUGCAGUUGCAAAGUUCAGGAAAAGUGGGACUGCAUGCUUCCACACCUCCAUAGUCAUCAGAGUUAUAGUUUUAAGUGUACAUAUACAGUUCAAAUCACCAAAUUAGAAAAUCCGAAUAAUGGUGCAAU